Molecule: messenger RNA, 924 nt
Organism: Linum trigynum
Lineage: Eukaryota; Viridiplantae; Streptophyta; Magnoliopsida; Malpighiales; Linaceae
Source: the annotation of a GenBank genome assembly
AUGAGCAGCCGAGGUUCCCCAAUGCGUUCCCUGGAUGCCAAUCCUGCUCCUCGCAUAGUCAUUCAUCCGAAUCGUCCCGCUGUCCCAUUUUGGAGGAGAAUUUUGACGACAAUCUUCACCAAUCGUCCUCUUGUUCCGGUUUGGAGGAAAUUUCUGGGCAUACUCAAAAGAUGGGCAACUUUCCAGCCAACGUUUCAGAUUCCUAAUGCUGAUCCCGUUGAUCCUCCUGCCCGUCCUCCGCUUCACCGCAGGCUCAACCGGCUCGGAGGCGUCCCGUUCCGAUUCGUGUUUCUCAAGGUGUCGGACUCGGCAUUCUGGUUCCUGGUAUGCAUCCUAAAGUUCAUCCUCCACAUCUUAGCCUUCAACGGCACCAACUUCUAUCAGAAGAAAUUUAAGGGGGGAAAGUCGCUUUGGGGAUGGGCUGUUCUUGCAUGUGUGUUCUUCAUCUGGUUGGUUAUUUACUUCAAGAAGAUCCACCGCUGGAGGCUGAAAGCCACCUGGCUCCAGCUUGAUUUCCCAUGGCCAGUGAAGAUGUUAGGUUUACCUUUGCUGAUUUUGUGCAAUGGUUGGUAUAAUGUUCUUCCUGAGGCUGAGUUUGCUUUUCCAAUGAUGUUGCUUCUCCUCAUCUUUCUGGCGACGGCGCACAUCCUUGUAUUGAGGCCUUCCUCUGAUUUGAACGUCAUAAACGGCCUCCUUACGGCCCUGGUGGUAUAUGGCAUCAAGAUAAGGAAGAAUCUGCCUCCCUAUGGCCUAUUCGCUAUUGUCGCAUCCUGCCUUUUCCUUGGUGCGUUCAAGUUCUAUUUUGAGGCAAUGGUGAAGGAGUUCUCUGUUCCACCGGCGGCGCUCGGAGACGGCAAUGACAACGAUGCUGAUAAUGGGCCGAGGCCUGCAAAUGAAGGGGAUGCUGGAGCCCGAGAGAGGUAG